UACUUUAAAGUUAAAAAGAAAUACCAAAACAGUCACACUUGUGGACAAACACACAAAAAAAGAAUCUCCAAAUACAAUUAAUGUCUGUUUACAACAAUCUGUGAGUUUAUCUUAUCUAUUUCGACAUUCAAUAAGCUUGUUAUUGAAUAUAGAAAUUAACUACUGCAGCUCAUGCGAACACGCACGCUUAGCAUUUCGUUAUAGCAAUUUCAUUUUAAAAUGAUUCUAUUAUAGUGGUGCGUAUAACUAUUAUGAUUAUCUAUCGCCAGUUGAUCAGGACUUCAAACAAACUUCUUUUUCAAAUACAUACCCAUUCCGAACGUUGCUUGAGCUGUUCCUACUCGAAGGCAAUCUAUUUCGAAAGGUAUCCUCCAAUUUCGAGAGUCCGCAGCACCCCGCCAGAGGGCACUGCCCACAUUCCCAUUGUUCGUUUGACUCCCGCUCCUGUUGCCUAGCCGUGUAGUUACGUGUUAGGCUUUUCGAAUGUACUAUUUAUGAAGCAAAAUUCUUGUCUAAAAUCUUGACUAAUUCUUCCUAUGACUUGUCCACAAGUCGCUUUGGCUUAUCAAAGGUUCCUGCUGGUUAUGUGUGCCGUUAACAAGCGCAGUUGUAAUAAUCACUUGUUUCUUUUAGAAUUUAUCCGUCGUUCACAAUGUCACUAGUUAUAAACCACUUUAGAUAAAACACCAAGAAUUGAGUUAGAUUUAGCACAUGUGUUUAUUGUAAGUAUUUCUGGAUAGACAAGUAAACCGACUGCUAACUUGUCAUGCACAAGCUGAUGCUGAUUGUUUGGAGAUAAGGGCUCUUAUCUAACAAUCACACUUCCAUAAGGUAGAUAAUUAAACUUAAAGACAAGUAUAAAAAAAAAUAUUAAUGAGAAGGAAAUGAAACAUUUUUAAUUAAUUAGCAGUAAAAUAAAUUCAAGUAAAUACCUAAAUAGUUAUUACUUAGCAUAAUAACAUGAAAAUAUAUUUACUUAGAACUAAAACUUUGUAAAAGUCAUUACGCUGCCAUACUAGCCCCUGACCUGAGCUUUGGAUCAUCAUCUUCUACUAAAACUCUUAAAUAGCCCUUUAACUAUGACUAGCACGUGACUUCAGGUUUGGAGCUCCUGGAGGAUCUGGCGCAGGUGGACGUCAAACAGAUAAUGACGUGGUGCUCGGGUCGCAAGUACGAGGUGACGUCACCGGAGGAGGAGGUACUGUUCCACCUGGCGGACAGCUGCACGUGGACUUGCCUGCUGGGCGGCGGCCGGAGACCCUUCCACGUGCACGCCCUUGAUGUACAGAACACGCCGGGGUUCAACGCACGUCGACCUUACCAUAUCUUUGCGGAUAAAGUGGAGGUAUCUAUAGAUGAGAAGGUGGUGAGCUUGAUCCGCAAGGAGCCAGCAGUCAAGCCGAUAUACAGCAUCAACGACGCCGACGACAAGCCCUUCCUCAGGGCGAAGGGCAACUUCACAGCUGGCGUCUUCAAGGUGAAUUUUUAGCUAAGGUCCAACUGGUAAAGAAAAGAAUAUGCUGUUGAUGACAUGAGGUAGUUUGGAGUUCCUAAGUUUUUUAUUGAAUUCAACGAGGGACAAAAUAGUUAUUUCUGCCAAAUUUUGACAAUAUUAUAAAGUCUUUGCCCGUUCCUAACAUUUCUCGCGAUUUUUUUUAUCCUAUGGUAAGAGUACCAGGUAUUAUUUCUUGGAAUCUAUUAAAAGGCACAUUUGAUCAGUCAGGG
Trichoplusia ni (cabbage looper) is the source of this 1725-nucleotide messenger RNA. RefSeq lists its product as uncharacterized. The transcript has 2 exons. The record is from RefSeq and is a predicted model, not a curated record. Bases 1148 to 1489 code for a protein of 113 amino acids. NCBI's taxonomy places the organism in Eukaryota, Metazoa, Arthropoda, Insecta, Lepidoptera, Noctuidae.